AUGGCGAGGUCCCAGCGUGGUGGCAGCAGUGGCAGACGCAGCAUGACCUAUUGGAUGUGCAGCUGCGGGUGCUGGAAUUGGGACUGGCGCCCCACGUGCACCAGCUGUGGGUAUGCCGCACCGCCCUGGGCUACGGAGGCACCCCGCGGCAAGGCGAAGCCCGGGGCUGACAAGGACGGCUGGGUGGACCAGCCUCGGGGGCGUCGAGCCCAACGGCAGGCCCGCAGCGCAGCGUCGCGCACGGCAUCCACCAAGUCGCAGACCUCGGCUUCGGCGGCGAGUGGGGCGCCCAGCAACGGAGGAGUAACGGCGAUCGAAAGGCUGCGGGCAACGGUCGAGCGGUUCGAGGCGCUGCAGGCUGGGCCGCCAGACGGCGUCGACAGCUGCUUCACGGACGUCGUGGCCAACCAGCUGGAGGCGAAGAGGGCAGAGCUGGCCAUCGCCCAGAAGGAGGCAGCGGAGCAGAAGGCCUCUGCGAUGCCGCGGUCGGCUCUGCUGCGCAAGGGGGCGAACGCCAUCAGCAAGGAGGAGAAGCGGCUCCGCGCAGCCCGCCAGGCCCCCGAGCAGAAGCAGGCGGCGCGGGACCUCGCGGAGGUCCAGCUGCAGAAGGCCCAGGACGAGCUCGCGGCGCUCGACGGCGAGGUGGAGGGGGCCAGCAAGGCGCUCCAGGUACUCGAGGAGGCAGCCCGUGAAGAGGCGGAGGAGCGGCGGCGCCAGCGCGCAACCGCGUGGGCUGGCGCCAGCCACGUGCCAGGGCUCCUCACGCAGCUGGACAUGCUGCCAGAAGCCUGGGGCUCCAGCAACUUCGAAGUGGCAUGGGCGGCCAUACGUACCCAGGUGGAGGCGGCGCGGGCGCAGCUCGCGGUGCCCCCGCCGGCUCCCGAGCGAGCGCCUUGGGCCGUGUCUUGCCCCAUGGACGAGAUCAGCAGCGACGAUGGCGAGCUCGCAGGCGGCGGCGUGCCUCGGCAGCCUCAGGCCGCAGCAGAGCGCGGCCAAGCCGAGCGGCACGGCAGCGCGCGCGGGGAGUGGCCGCAUGUGUCCCAGGCAUGCAAGCGGGAGCUUGUCGCGGAGGCCGCGGACCUGGCCCCUCUGGCGGCUCGCCCUGCUGGCCAAGCAGCUGGGGGCAGCGAUGGAGGACGCCCGCGCGCGAACGGCAGUGCCGAGGAGGUGACGUUGCCCCAGCCCCUAGGCGCCCAUGCUGCCAUGACGGCCUUCUUUCCCCGGGCUGACGGAGGAGUCCGACCAAUUGCGAACGGCCCACUGCCCAUGCGCAUCUGGGGCAGCCCGAGGCAGCCCACCAGCGCGCUGUGGGGGGCGGAGCACGAUCACCGCCUCUUCGGGGGCAAGAUGGCCCGCAAGUAUGACAAGGCAGGCUGGUGGGGCAGCGCCCGUGCAGCCGUUGCCGCCUGUGCGCGAGUGAGGGGAUGUGCCACCGCCAGCCUCUGCCUGGACAUCACCAGGCUCUACGAGAACCAGCGGCGCGCCUCCCUGCGGCGGUGCGGAGUCGAGCAUGGCUUCGACCUGCGGGCACUUCGAGGCAUGCACGUGCUCUACCAGGCGGGCGCUGGAGAGCGCAGGGCUGGGAACUCUUCUGCGAGACCUUGCAAGCCAGGAACCUCUUCAUGGGCGCCGCCCCUGCGGGGCGUGAAGUGCAUGAGGACCGUGUGCGAGGCCCUGGAGCCGUGCGCCGCGAGCGCGGGUGGCCCCCGCGGUCGGCGCCCUAGGGGCCCCCUGGGGACGCCGCCGCCCAGCGCGCCGAGGCGAGGCCUCAGCCCGCAGACGGCCAAGGAUAGCGAGGACUUCACGGCAUGGAUGCUCGCCACCUUCGCAGGGCCAGUGGUGGAGGAGGCCAGAGUCGACGGCAGCUCCACCGUGGCCUGCCUGCGCAGCAGGGCCACUGCCCAUCUGCGGGGCAGGGUCCUGGAGUACCUCGAGCCAGGAACCUUCGAGGAGGAGAAGGUGCCAGCCCACUGCUCGAGGCAGGCCGUGCCUGGCGGGCGCCUGACGGGGGCCAAUCGGCGCGACCUCGAGCAUGCUGAUCGCCUGGCCAAGGCGGGCACCCAGAUGCAUGCGACCGUGCUGGAGCUCAGGCGCUGGAUCUGGCGGGCAGCCAUCUUCUGGCAGAACAUCGUGGCCAAGGACUGUGAAGGGCUCCCUCCUGCGGCUGAGCAGCGCCAUGUACGCUUCGCUGCUGCAGAGGCGUCGCAGGCGGCAGAGGAGGCCGCUAGCGCCGAGCCGAGGGCCAGGCGGCCGCGCCUGGAGAGCGCACGCUCGGCUGGCAGCAGCUCAGCCGCCCUCUCGGCCAGCUCGAUAGCCUUCGGCAUCCUGGGACGCGCCCUCUCCUACGCCUGCACUGGAGAAGGUGGCGAAGGCCCAGAGCUCUUGGCGCGCACCAAGUGCGACACCUACGUGGCGUUGGGAGGUCGCUCGGAGCGGUGCCCGGGCGACAAGGCCGAUAAGGGGGCAGGACCCGUCGCAGCCUCUGGCUUCGAGGACCCCAUCCUGGGAUCACUGCCCGAGAUUGCGCAGGAGCGGUACCUGGUGCGGCUUGCUUCGCAGCGGAGCACAGCUACCGACCCCUCGGCUGCGGCAAGCACCGCAGGCAGCGCACCUGCUGCGGCCGCGGCGGCCGUCGAGGUGGGGGCCGCCGCCAGCCUGCCUCUGCGGCACCCAGCCGCGGCGAGGGCUGGCCUCAGCGGGGCCAUCGCAGUCUCGGAGGCGCGCAAGGCGGCGGCUGCGGCGGUUGAGGCAGCCGUGCACCGCCUGUCGCACGAGGCGCGGGCCUGGCGCAGGCUCUACGAGGACCUCGCGGCGGCCCUCGGGGCUACGGGCGCGGACGGCGAGCUGAGCAGGCGCUUGGCAGCGGCUGCCCCAGCCUUGGCUGCCCUCAUCCGUGGGGGGGUGCCGACUGCGGUCGAGCGCCUGAGACGGAACGUAGCCCUCCAUGCGGCAGCCGAGGGCAUCGACUUGCUGGACGCUGGGGCUGCGCAGCUCCGCGUGGCGCAGCACGGCCCGAGGCUCGGAGCAAAGUCCGCGGCUCCCGAGGCGGGCGCCUUCGGUGGUGCCUUAGGGGAACGGCGGGGCGAUGAGCCUGACGAGAAUGUGCGCGCCCUCCUGGCAGGCGCGGAGGCGGCGGGCCCGCUGCCUGCACUGCCCGCUGGGGCGCUGCGUGCUGUGGACCUGGAGAAGGCCCUCUCGGGAUCGCGGUUGGCGCCAGGCACGUGGGCCAAGCCGCGCGCCGAGACGGAGUCCUCCGUUUCGGGCCUGGCGGCGGGCUGGCACCUGGCCGAGCGCAAGCCUCAGCUGCCGCCAGAGAUGCGUUGCACAUGUGGUGCCGCAGUCUUCUCGGCCCCGCCGCUGGCCUCCGAGGCGCCCCUGGCGGCGUGGCAGACGGAGUGCGCCCUGGCGCCGCCGCCGCGCCCAGCGCUCCUGGAGUGCAGGUCAGGGCCAGGUGAGCUUGCCGACGACGCGGAGCCACCCCUGGUCGCGGACAGCGUCGGCAGCGGCGACUGUAAGGUGGUGGUCGGCAGCGCCGAGGCCGCCACGGCCUGCUCGGUCUCGCCGGCACCCUCGGGUCUUGAUGUAGGCGUCCUGCGCGACCUCGAGGUGCAUCCCGAGGCCCUGGUCGCGGAUUGCGUCGGCUGCGCCGCGGAGCACCAGGAUGCUGGCGAUGGAGUGUUCGCGUACUACCUCGGCGAGAACGAAGCCGCGCUCCUCCGUGGAAACGGAGACGGCGGUCGGGCUGCCGCGAGGCUCGCUGAGCUGGCCCUGCCGACCGAGGACGCCGAGGGCGAAGUGCGGCGAUGGCUCGCCGACUGGUCGAAAGUAGCUCACAUUUGCUCCCUGCAGGAGCAGCUGCGGGCUGCUAAGAAGGAGGCGCAGCCCCUGCGCUGGAAGGCAGGUUGGCUCGAGAUAGAUGCCGUCGGGGUGAGGUGCAGGGCAGGCCUACCUUUCGUCCUUGAGGAGUCUGGGGGCCGCCUCGCCUGGCAUGAUUUUCAUUCGUGA
Prorocentrum cordatum is the source of this 4005-nucleotide messenger RNA. Lineage: Eukaryota; Dinophyceae; Prorocentrales; Prorocentraceae. The record is from the annotation of a GenBank genome assembly.